Messenger RNA from Seminavis robusta, 330 nucleotides. NCBI's taxonomy places the organism in Eukaryota, Bacillariophyta, Bacillariophyceae, Naviculales, Naviculaceae. The record is from the annotation of a GenBank genome assembly.
AUGAAAGACAAGGAUGCGGAACGUAAGGAGCGACGCGAAAAGGAUGAGGCCGACCGAAAGCGCCAGGCAGAGGGGUACGAAAAGCAGGUAGCAGUUGCGGCCGAGAUGGCGACGCUCAAAGCCCAGGCUGAAUUCGACAGAGAGAGACGAAUCGAGGCGCAAAAGAAGCAAGAAGAAGCUGAAGAAAAGAUGGCUGCAGCUGAAGAAAAUUGCCGAGAAGAGGAGGACAAGUUGCGGCUGACACAGGCAGAGAAAGACAAGGAAACUCGUUCGGAUAUCACCGAAGCGGUAGACGAUCUACGUGAAGAUAUCCUUGAAGCUGUUAAUUAA